UCUCCAAUUUUGACACUUGUUUAUUUUUCUUACAAAAAAAAUACAGGAGAAAAUUAAAUCGGUGUUUUGGGAAACUUCCGUGAACGCCGAGAUUCCUGGUUCAUCCUUUGGGGCAAGGAGGCCACCAAAGACUCUUUCAAAUACUAACGUCUUCAAUAAAUGUAUCACAGAGACUGAAAAGGAUGCUCCUGGCCGGGCCGAGUCAGUCUUCAUCGUACUCUUACGCUUCACCGCGUUUGAGCAACAUUUCCUCCAGAACUAGUCUCAGCAGCAAGUCAACUUCAAAUGAGAGUAUUCCCAUUUCAUCUGCCUCCAGCCGUCUAAUGAAAUCAUUCACAGUACAUCUAAAUCGCGGCACGGAAUUGCUCAAGCAAACAGUCCAACGUGCCAUUCUCUCCAAAGUCCCCACACCAAGCAAAGAACUCAGGACCGUUGCACCCACAAAAUACCACAAAGAUCCGGAUCGCUAUAGAACCAAUACAGCCAGCACAGAUAGUUUGGAAGCAGAAUUCUGCCAUUUUCGCCCCAUCAGACCGUAUCCGGUAAGCCUACAGGCAAACUGGCUCUACCGAAGACUGCCAAAGAGCCCACAGGCAGUGUACUACAGACCUAGAGCCAAUGGGAAAGAAAUCCCAUUGAUUCAGGUGGGAAAGAAGCCAGUUGUUCUGUCAAAAGGCCCUUCAGCAUUCUGUUCUCUCUCCCCGCAACAACAACAACCUAAUGCCAGAGAGACGUUCAAGGCUCCCGCGGGAGAUGUUAAAACAAGACAAAUGCGGAAGCGGAAGCUCCCGGAAGAGGAGAAACCCCCUCAAGCAGUAUCAGCACCCAAGAUGGUUCGUGUGACACGCAGUACAAGCCGUAAGAAUCUUCCGGAAGACGAUGCAAAGCCACAAAUGCGGAAGACACGUGCCAAUGGGCGGAUUGGGCAUCAUUUUGAGGCAAAGGAGCAAGAGAGGAGAGACUUUGAGUUGGCCAAGAAGCUCCAGAGUGAGCUAAAUGGUACAGCACGUUCCAGGAAUUCCACAGCUUCCGCUACGAGUGGCUAUUCGUUGCGCAGUAAGCGAAAAUCCGUGGAGAGGAACACUGAUCCACCCGUUAGGCGCACCACAAGACGCGUCAAUAAGACUUUUUGUUAAAAAAAAAUCAUUUUUUGUCGUCAAAUUCGUCCUCAUUACUAUUACAAGGACGACAACAUGAGGAGAACUCGAGCAAGAAGAGAGAAACUUAAAAGAAUUUUUUUCCCUAAAUUUAGUUUAUUUCAUCAAGUCUCUCAAAUAUGUUUAUUUUUGUGAUAAUUUAUUUUUUUACGCUCAAUUCACAAAAAAAUCCUCAUUAUUGUUUUAUUUGGAUUAAGGACGCGCUAUAAAAAAUUAGACUGUGUGCUGAUUAAUUGUGGGAAGAGUGAAAUAAACCUUCCGUCACAGCUGAAUUAUAUUAAAUCCGGAAGUUCACGAUGGCAGCAUAAACGAAAAUUCAUAAAAAAUAAUCCAAGAUGUACAUAAAAAAAAAACAAGAAAUUUCUGAUUUAAUAGAAAUUUAGAUUAUCCCAUAAAAA
Molecule: messenger RNA, 1555 nt
Organism: Lutzomyia longipalpis
Lineage: Eukaryota; Metazoa; Arthropoda; Insecta; Diptera; Psychodidae
Exons: 4
Coding region: 183-1136 (317 amino acids)
Source: RefSeq, a predicted model, not a curated record